CUACAGGGAUCUCUAAUGUGGAACAUGGCGAGAGGGAUGAGGGGAGCUCAUCUCUUCGCUGUAUUUUUUACUUUUUCAAUAACACUUUUAAGGGAAGUAGAUGGUCAAGGAUCUUUUAAUGACAUAACAGGUUAUAGUUUGAGUCCUCCGUAUUUCAAUCUCGCUGAGGGGGCUACUAUCUCUGCCACAGCAACCUGCGGUCAGGAUCAGGCUGGGACACCGAGAUAUGAAUUAUACUGUAAACUUGUUGGAGGACCGGCCACUGGACUUCCUACUCAGAAUAUACAGGGUCAGUUCUGUGACUACUGCAACUCUGUGGACCCAAACAAAGCCCACCCAGUGACCAAUGCCAUUGAUGGGACCGAGCGGUGGUGGCAGAGCCCUCCUCUCUCCAGGGGACUGGGCUACAAUGAGGUGAACGUUACCCUGGACCUUGGGCAGCUCUUCCAUGUGGCGUACGUCCUCCUCAAGUUUGCUAAUUCACCUCGGCCUGACCUCUGGGUGCUGGAGCGCUCUGUAGACAACGGCAGGACCUUCACCCCCUGGCAGUAUUUUGCACAUUCAAAGCGCGAGUGUAUCGAAAAGUUCGGAAAGGAGCCCAAUGCUCGUAUAUUACAUGAUGACGACCAGCUCUGCACCACAGAAUACUCUAAGAUCGUCCCUUUGGAAAACGGAGAGAUUGUGGUGUCUCUAGUCAAUGGUCGACCAGGGUCCAGAAACUUCACCUACUCGCCAGUGCUGCGAGACUUCACAAAGGCCACCAACAUCCGCCUGCGCUUCCUUCGCACCAGCACCCUGCUGGGCCACCUGAUCUCCAAGGCCCAGAGAGAUCCCACCGUCACACGCAGGUAUUACUAUAGUAUCAAAGACAUCAGCAUUGGUGGACGCUGCGUUUGUCAUGGGCACGCACAGGUGUGUGGUGGGGGACGACACCAGGACAACCCAAACAGACUCCAGUGUGAAUGCCAACACAACACCUGCGGUGAGUCAUGUGACCGCUGCUGCCCAGGCUUCAACCAGAAACCAUGGCGUGCUGCAACUGUUGACAGCCCCAAUGAGUGUCGUCCCUGCCAGUGUUUCUCCCAUGCCUUCGACUGUUAUUACGACCCCGAGGUGGAAAAGAGGGGAGCAAGUUUAGACACCUACGGCAGGUACGACGGAGGAGGCGUGUGCAUCAACUGCCAGCACAACACUGAUGGAGUGAACUGUGAGCGAUGCAUUGAAGGUUUCUACAGACCUUAUGGAGUACCUCCUGAGUCUCCCACUGGAUGCAUACCCUGCAGGUGUGAUGAAAGGACUACAGCCGGCUGUGAAAUGGGGUCUGGAAGGUGUCUCUGCAAGCCACAAUUUGCUGGAGAAAACUGUGAUCGCUGUGCUGAUGGAUACUAUUACUACCCAGAGUGCAUAACCUGCAGGUGUGAUGAAAGGACUACAGCCGGCUGUGAAAUGGGGUCUGGAAGGUGUCUCUGCAAGCCACAAUUUGCUGGAGAAAACUGUGAUCGCUGUGCUGAUGGAUACUAUUACUACCCUGAGUGCAUAAGAUAUCCCGUAUACCAGAUGACCACCAAAUCCCCUGCAGGACCCAUUGUGGGGCCCACUGCUUGCCCUCCAGGUUAUUUCGGCUCACCCGGCCGCUGUCAGCAGUGUAUAUGCGACUACAGAGGGACAGCGUACGGGGUGUGCGACGCAUUUGGCCGCUGCCUGUGCCGUCGGGGUGUGGAAGGCGAGCGAUGUGACCGCUGCCAACCAGGAUACUACUCCUUCCCAAACUGCCAGGCAUGUGUCUGUGAUGGGUCUGGUGUGGCGGACAGUGUGUGCAGUCCAACUGGCCAGUGUGUUUGUUUUCCCAACUAUGCGGGGCAUGAGUGUGACGAAUGUGCACCAGGCUACUAUGGAUACCCAGAAUGUGCUGUCUGCCAAUGCUCACAGGAAGGCUCAUAUGGCAGCAUAUGCAACCCACUGUCAGGUCAGUGCCUGUGUCUCCCAGGGGUGGUGGGCCAGCAGUGUGACCGCUGUGCCUCUGGACUCAGGUUCCCUCAGUGCUCAGCCCCCAUCAGUGUGUGUAAUCCCGUAGGAACUGAGACUGCUGAUCCUCGAACGGGCUCCUGCCGCUGCCGAGCAAACGUAGAGGGAACCCUCUGUGACAGGUGUAAACCUCUCUACUGGAGUCUGGCAUCAGACAACGCUGGUGGCUGUGUAGAGUGUCGGUGUGAUUUGAAAGGGACGCUGAGUGGUGUAGGAGAGUGUCAGCAGAAAAGUGGACAGUGUCACUGUAAGCCUUUUGCAUGUGGACUUAAAUGCGAAACCUGUAAGGAUGGAUACUACCUGCUGCAGAAAAAGCAGUAUUUUGGUUGUCAAGGCUGUCAGUGUGAUGUAGGUGGUGCUAUUGGCGUGGCGUGCGAUGAGUCAUCGGGCCAGUGUUGGUGUCGGAAGAAUAUAGUUGGCCGUGAAUGCACAGAACCUGCACCAGGCUACUAUUUCCCCUCUAUGCACCAACUGAAGUUUGAGGUUGAGGAUGGCACCACGCCGAAUGCCAGACCUGCGCGCUUUGGCUAUAACCCUCAAGAGUUCCCAGAUUUCAGCUGGAGAGGUUACGCUAUAAUGUCUCCUGCACAGAGUGAAGUGAGAGUAACAGUGCAUGUUGACCCAAAAGAUGAGAAGCAGCACUUAUUCCGUGUGGUUCUGCGGUUCACUAACCCGAGCAACACCAUUGUGACCGGUAGCAUCAAGGCUACCAAUAACAGAGGCGCUGAAGGGUCAGAUCAAAGUAAGGAAGUAAUAUUCCCAAAGAGUCCCUCCCCGUCCUUCCUCACUGUCCCAGGAGAGGGCUUCGCUGAGCCCUUUGCGUUGACCCCUGGGAAAUGGAUCAUUCACAUAAAGGCAGAGGGGGUUCUGCUGGACUAUUUAGUGCUGCUGCCCCAGGAUUACUACGAGGCCCCUUUGCUGCAGGAGAAGGUCACCGAGCCGUGCACAUACUUGCCCGCUGCCAGCCGGGAUACAAACUGUCUGUUGUAUAAGCAUGUAGCCAUGGAUGGCUUCAGCUCUGCUCUGGGCUCACAAGGAAUGCUCUCCGACCGCAGCGGGCGCAGGAAGAGACAGGCUCGUGUGCGACGCCCCACCCAAUAUCACCCCGAGAUGGCUGCUCUCAAUGGCAGACAGUCACAGCUUCAGCUCAGUCUACGUGUGCCUCGUCCUGGCCCAUACGCCCUCGUCCUGGAAUAUGCCAGCGAGGUGGAUGCUGUCCAAAAUGUCAACAUACUCAUCAGUGGCCAAUCAGAUGGCCAGAUCCCAGCCAGGGCCAACAUCUACAGUUGUGCCUACAGCUUUUUGUGCCGGAGCGUGGCGGUAGACAGCAGUAAUCAGGUGACAAUGUUGCAGCUUUCUCAUAAGACGGAGGUUCUUCUGCAAACUUCUACGACAUCAUUCCUGCUGUAUAAAGUGUAUGCAGUCCCUGCAGAAGAGUUCUCCAUUGAGUAUGUAGAUCCAAAGGUGCUGUGUGUCUCCACUCAUGGCCGCUUCACUGAGGACAGUCGCCACUGCAUCCAGAUGCAAUUUGACAAGCCUUCCUCAGCCUGGAUUUUGUAUGCUGCCCGUGAUGGACAGCUGUCUGCGGUACCGGCUGUUUCACCCCAACGAGGGGAAAAUGCGGAUUGGAGAUGGAGGCGCCAGACCGGGGCGUUCCCUGUCCGUGAACCGCAAAGUGAUGGGAUACUGCUUAAAUUCCCUCAGACGGAGAUCAGUUUCACUCCAAGAGUGCCCCUCCCGGGCUCGUAUGUGGUUGUGGUUCAUUAUCGCCAGCCUGAACACACAUCCUUCCCUGUAGAGGUCCGAGUGGACGCAGGGCGUGAGUGGAAGGGUUCAAUAAAUGCAUCCUUCUGCCCUGCAGUCUCAGGCUGCAGGGAGGUUGUGAUCGCUGACGGGCGCAUUGCCCUUAACUUUGACCAGGAUACUUGGCAGCAGCCCACCAUCUCCGUGAUCGUGCCACCUAAGAAGACACUUAUUCUGGAUUAUAUCAUGUUGGUUCCUGAUAGCAGUUACACCCCAGAUCUCCUGAAAGAGAAGCCGCUGGACAAAUCUGCAGAUUUCAUUCAGCAAUGUAGAGGAGAAGGCUUCUAUGUUGACCCAAGAACUUCUCCCCAGUUCUGCAGAGACUCUGCCCGCUCUCUUGUAGCAGCCUAUAACAACGGAGCUCUGCCUUGUGAUUGUGACAAGUCUGGCUCUACAUCGACCACCUGUGAUCCUGUUGGGGGACAGUGUCCCUGUAGGCAGCAUGUCAUAGGACGACAGUGCACGAAGUGUGCCACGGGAUAUUACGGCUUUCCCUACUGCAGACCAUGUGAGUGUGGCCGUCGACUGUGUGACGAGGUGACAGGACGCUGCAUCUGUCCACCGCAGACUGUCAAACCAGCCUGUGAUGUUUGUCAGAAUCAGACUUUCAGCUAUCACCCGUUGCUGGGCUGCGAGGGCUGCGAAUGCUCACCGAAUGGAAUCAAAGCCAACGCAGGGCCUGACUGUGACCGCAUCACUGGACAGUGCAGUUGCAAGCCGAGGAUUGGGGGCCGGCAGUGUGAUCGCUGUGCCCCAGGAUACUAUCGCUUCCCCGACUGUAUGCCUUGUAACUGUAACUCUGGUGGUGUCACAUCUGAAAUUUGCCACCCAGACACAGGGAGGUGUCUCUGCAAGAGAAAUGUUGCUGGAAUCAAGUGUGAUACCUGUCGGGGAGGUUCCUUCUAUUUUGACCCCUCCAACCCUCACGGCUGUACCAGCUGCUUCUGCUUCGGAGCGACUGACCAGUGUCAGAGCUCCAGCAAGCGCAGGGGGAAGUUUGUUGAGAUGCGAAUCUGGCGUUUGGAAAGUCCCGAGCGGGAGGUUACCUCAGUGCUGAACACAGCCAGUAACACAGUGGUGGCAGACAUCCAGGAGCUUCCUCCGACAGUUCAAACUCUACACUGGGUGGCACCAUCGUCCUACCUGGGAGACAGGGUUUCAUCUUAUGGUGGUUUCCUCACCUACCAGUCCAAAUCCUUCGGGAUUCCCAGUGAGGGGAUGACUCUCAUGGAGAGAAGACCUGAUGUUGUGCUUACUGGUCACAAUAUGACCCUGAUCCACAUGGCUCCGCAAGUCCCACUUCCAGACAAGCUGUAUCAGGGCAGAGUCCAGCUUGUGGAGGGAAACUUUCGCCAUGCCAUCACCAACAGGCCUGUCUCCAGAGAGGAACUGAUGAUGGUCCUAGCUGGUCUGGUUGGUCUGAGGAUACGAGCCUUGUACUUCACUGAAACCCAGCGUCUCAGCUUAGGAGAAGUGGGCCUGGAGGGGGCGACUAACACUGGGACUGGUAGUCCUGGAAACACUGUGGAAGAUUGUUCCUGUCCCCCCGGAUACACCGGAGACUCCUGUGAGAAAUGUGCUCCUGGUUACUACAGAGAUGGCAGCGGGCCUUUCCUGGGCCGCUGUGUGCCCUGUGAGUGCAACGGUCUGGCUGAUGAGUGUGAGGACAGGACAGGGAGAUGCCUGAACUGUCUGUACAACACAGCUGGGGAUCGAUGCGAACGAUGCAAAGAAGGUUACUAUGGAAAUGCGGCUUUGAGGACUUGCAGAGUUUGCCCUUGCCCAUUAAGCAUCGCCACAAACAGUUUUGCAAUAGGUUGCAAAGACUUCUUUGGAGAGAUUGAGUGUGUUUGCAGAGCGGGCUACACUGGAGACAAGUGCGAAAGAUGUGCUCCUGGUUACUAUGGUGAUCCACUGACGCCAGGAGGAAGUUGUCGGCCCUGUAAUUGCUACGGCAAUGGGAACAACUGUGAUCCCAAGACUGGAGUUUGCAAGAACACCCUGGAGCCGGGAGACACAAACACAGAUAACCACUGCCAAGAGUGUGACAAUUGUGCCCAGACUUUACUCAUUGAUCUGGAGAAGCUGGAUGACGAGCUGGGAAGGAUCAAGACUCAACUAGACAACGCCACUGCCAGUGCCUCCUCUCAGGACAGGCUGAAUAAGCUGGAAAAAGCCAUAGCUGACACCAAGGUUCUGGUCAACAAAUACAACUCUGCUAUCAACACCCAAAAGUCCAGAGUCAACCAGCUGGACGAGGACAUGGACACUCUCUCAGAUGACAUCCGCACCCUCAAAGACAAGGCAGAUAAAAGGGCUGCUGAUGCUGACAAGGCAGUGACAGAAGUUGGAAAAACCCACAAUCGGGCUAAAGAUCUGGACUCAGAGAUUCAAAACCUGCUCAAGAAAAUCCAAGCUCUGCUGGACCAACUGAAGGAUUCAGGUGCCAGCGGUGAAAUAGUCCCCAAUGCAGACCUGGCUAAGAUGCUAGAAGAUGCCAAGCGCAUGGUGAAGGAGAUGCAGAAUAGGAACUUCACCCCACAGAAGACAGCUGCUGAGAAAGAAAGAGAGGAGGCGAAGAAACUGCUGGACUACAUCAAGGCUAAUGUGAGUAAGCAGAGUGACCAAAACGAGGAUGCGGCAGAGAAUCUUCAGAACCUGCUGAAGGGUUACGAAGCCAAGCUGAAGGACCUGGACAAGGCUCUGAAGGAGGCAGUGGACUUGGUGAAAAAAGCCAACACCCAGAACGGGCUCAAUGCUGAUUCUCUGACAGACCUGCAGAAACGCAUCAAAGACUUAAAAAAGGAGAGGGACACUGUUGAGGACCAAAUGGACAUGGCUGAAAAAGAGCUGAGGAAAACAGAGGACAUGGUGAAAACGCUUUCCAAAAGCAAAACGGAAUAUGAAGGGCUGGCCGCACAGCUGGACGGUGCCAAGACUGACUUGACCAAGAGGGUAAAUGAGAUCGCCAAGGCUGCAGCCAAGGAGGACGUCGUGAAAGCUGCUGAGGAUCAUGCGAAAGAACUUGCUGAGCUGGCAAAUAAGAUGGAGAAUGAUGUGAAGAACGCUAUGGGACGUCCUGAGGUGCGUGACGCCCAAGACGCUACUGACGCCUACAAGAACAUCACGAAUGCAAUAAAUGCUGCUGAGGCUGCUGCCAAAGAGGCCGGAGAUGCUGCGGACAAAGCCUUGAAUGAUGUAAAAAACAAGAAGCUCACAGAAAGAGCAAAAGACCUCAAAAAGAAUGGUGAUGAGCUCCUGAAGAAUGCAAACGAUGCCGAGGAAGACCUUCAAGAUGCUGCGGACCAAAUUAAUGACCUGAAGAAGCGCCUAGCAGAUGCUGACAAGAAAAAGCAAGAUCUUCAGAAAGACCUGCUGGAUAAACAGAACCAAAUAAACAACAUCCAGAGAGAUGACAUCAGUGACAUGAUUGAUGAAGCCAAACAGAAGGCAGCUGCAGCCAAUGACACGGCCAAAAAUACAAUGGAUAAACUGAAUGACAUCAAAAAGGAAAUGGCUAAGAUCAGUGUCACUUCUGGAGACUCAAACCUAGGCGGUGUAUUGGAUGAUGUGAACAAGACAGUGAAGGACUUGCUGAACAAAAUUCCAAAUCUGAGUGAUAAGAUCUCAGAGGUGGAGAACCUGACCUUGCAGUUCUCGCCCAUAACCAAGAUAUCUGACAACAUCAAUAAGAUCAAAGAGCUCAUCGAACAAGCCCGGGACGCAGCUAACAGGAUUGCAAUCCCAAUGAAGUUCUCAGGCAAUGCCCACGUGGAGAUGCGUCCACCAAGGAAUCUGGAUGAUAUGAAAGCCUACACGUCCCUGUCACUGUCGCUACAGAGACCUGAAAGUCCUUCAAGGGGUGAUAGAGGACGCAGACGCAGACGCAGACAGGUCACAGACAGUGGAAACAUGUUUGUGUUGUACCUUGGCAAUAGAGAUCCUUCUAAGGACUACAUCGGCAUGUAUCUGAAGAACAACGUGCUGCAUGGUGUGUACAAGCUCAACGGAGUCGAGAACAAGCUAACAUUGGAUACCAUCAGUAGGUCUGGGUCUGAGCCAUCUACGUUUGAUAGAGUGGACCUACGCAGGAUUUACCAAGAUGCAAAGAUGACACUCACCAAAGAAAUCACCUCAUCCAAACCCAAAGACCCAAUUGUAAGAGACAGGCAAGGAGACGAGACCAAGAACCUCCUUAAUGUCAGUCCUGAUGAUUUUGUUUUCUACAUUGGAGGCUAUCCUGACAACUUCACACCGCCACCUUCUCUCAACUAUCCCAAGUACAUAGGCUGCCUUGAGUUCUCAUCUUUUAACGACAACGGCAUCAGUCUCUACAAUUUCCAAAAGGCACAAGGGAUCACAGCUACAAACACUACAUGCAAGAGAUAUGUACCUCCAGAUGAUUCCCAAUACUAUGAAGGCACUGGUUAUGGCAAAGUGAUUUUUAAGAAACCCGAAAAAAUCCUGGGUAUUGCUAUGCUCCUCCGGACUCACUCAGAAAACGGUCUGCUCUUAUACUUAGGAGAUGAGAACAAAUACUUAAUGGUGACGGUGGAGAAGGGCUUCAUUGUCAUACGUAGUAAUUUGCUUGAUGCACCAGUUGUGGCGACAGAGAAGUCAUUCCCGAUAAAUGAAUGGAAAGAAAUCUUAAUUAUCAGCGCAGGAAAGGGAGAAAUAAAAGUCCUCUUGGCCAGUAAACAAGUAGCCAUAGCCAAAGCUUCGUACGCCAACACCGACUUUAAAGAAUUCUAUGUUGGUGGCGCCCCACAAGACAUCAGGGAAAAAUUUGGCAUCAACAUACAGCCAUACAAAGGAUGCUUGAGGAACUUGAGGCAGUUGUCAGCUAUUCAACUUCUUGAUGAGCAAGUGGGCAUCAGCAAAGGCUGUCCCACAGACUCCUUGCUUUCCCGUAGAGCGGAGUUCAGCACAGGAAGCUCCCUGUCAUCUGGCCUCUCAGGCUUUACUCUGAACAAUGACGUUUCUGUGUCCCUCGGAUUCAAGAGCACAGAGAAUCAGGGUCUCAUUCUGCAGAACAAACAGUCGGCUAAUGGGAUAAGUAUUGAGUUGGAAAACGGCCAUGUGAUUCUCCACUUCAACAACAAGAUCUGGAAAUCAAACAAGCAAUAUAACGAUGGCCAGUGGCAUUAUUUGACCAUAUCUAGAAGAAGUGGAAGGACUGAGCUGUACGUUGAUGACGAAGAUGCGGGUAAGGAGCAGAGCGGCAGCGCUGCCAUACCUGAGACAGGUGGCUCUGUGAUCCUGGGAAAAAACAAGUUCCAAGGCUGCAUUUCCAACCUCUACACAAGACGGCCAGCCAAUCUGUACAAGGCUGAGGACCUCAGCACCUUUGCUGCUUCUGGAGAUGUUUUGCUGGAUGUGUGUACUCCCGACAGUUUUGCUAAAAUGAUGCUGGACCGCGCCUCGAAGAAGGAUGUUGUGAUGCAGGCAAUGAAUGAGAGCCUAUCAGCAUGUGCAUUACCAGCUCUGCUUCCAAAUGCUUAUCGCAUGGGCGGCCCUGUCAGCAGCCUGAGCUACAGCCUUCCACUCCAGGUCCUGCAGCCCAGGCCCCACUUCUCUCUAGAUGUGAAGACUCGGGCCCUUGAGGGCCUGCUGUUCUUUGCUGCUACCCGAGGAGGGCGCUCUCAUCUUGCUUUAUACAUAUCCAAAGGCAGGAUCAGACUGUCAGUUGGCAAACAGAAGGAGAUCUUCAACAGGGAGAAGUACAAUGAUGGAAAGUGGCACUCGGUCAUAUUUAGUUUGGAGAGGAAGAAAUUUCGACUGGUUGUAGAUGGGAUCAGGGCCCAGGAUGGUCAGCUGACCAAUGCUGAGCUGACAUCCAUGCAACAGUUUGUGUCACCGGUGUACCUGGGCAGUGCCCCCGAGUCGCUUCACAAAGAGCUGAAGUUAAAGGCCCUUCCAAAGCAAAGUGUGUCCGGCUGUAUACGCAAUUUUAAAAUGAAUGGAGCAAAAAUGUUAAAUCCAACCACAAACCACGGUGCUGGCCCCUGUUUCGAGGGACCGACACAGAGAGGGGCUUAUUUCUCAGGGAAUGGAGCGCAUGUCGUCAUCAAUGACUCCUUUGUUGUGAGCUCCGGCUUUGAACUGCUGUUUAAUAUUCGCCCACGUAACCUGAGUGGCCUCCUGCUGCAUGUCGGUGAUUUCAGCAGGAACCAGUAUGGACCUGCUAUGGGCCACUAUCUCACUGUCUACAUGCACAGAGGAGAGGUGGUGGCACAAGCGAACAAUGGCAAAGGGGAAUUCAUGGUGUCUGUGAAGCCGAAAGCUUCUUUAUGUGAUGGAAUGUUUCAUAAAAUUUCAGUAAUCAAGAGGAAAAAUGUCGUGCAACUGCAUGUGGACACAGUAGACAGUUACAAGAUUGGACCACCAUCUUCCACUGCAACUCUGACCAAAGACUCUUUGUAUGUGGGUGGCAUUCCUGAGAUGUCAAUGCGUCAGACGCUCCCCGUCACAUCAUCGUUUGUGGGAUGCAUCCAGGACAUGAGGAUCAACGGCGACUCAGUCUCAUUCGACAGGCUGUCUGGCGUGUUCGGUCUGGUUAAUCUCAAAGAGUGUCCAGGCUGAACAUCUCACUGCGUCAUCAUGAAUCAAACCUUGGGACCACGUCCGCCGCCAACCAUGUGCAAUCUGUUACCGAGACACAGAAUGUGUUUGUGUGUAAGAAUGUAUAUAUUAUGAGGUGUGUGUUUCAAUGUGAGUGUGUGAGCGUCUGUGUGUAAAAUGGAGAUAUGAGCAGCAGCUUACAGGUUCAUAAUAUUUGCUGCUCGGUUAAACGUCUCUGUAUUUAUUUUUUUGUGAUAAAAUCAGCACCAAUUUACAUAUGCUAACAUUUGUGUUACAGUCUGAUGUGUUGGUCCAUUCAUUUUCUGUCGACAAUCAAAUGCUAAUGAAUAUGCUUGUGAUUGGUCAGGGCUGCAAUAGGAGCAACCCAGCACUUUAAGAAAACAAAUGAUGCCUUUUGUGAUGGUGCUUUCAUGAUGAUUUUUAAUUUUUGUUUGUCAGAAAGUCUAGAAUAAUUACGUUUACACCCACGGUGCUCAAAUCAGUGACAUUUCAGAGGCUGCCUAGCUGUUUUAUAUUCAAAACCACAUGCCAGCAUGUAGAGCUCUGCAUUUAACUGGUUUAAUAGACGUGGUGUCUUCACACAGGCCAUGAAAUCACUUUUUUUUUCUCACACCGUUGUUCUAUUUUCCAUUUUGCAUUCCUUUUUCAUGCAUGAGGACUUUCUUCAUGGCUGUUUGUGGAGCAUUGAGUUGAAAACAUAUAGAUGCAAUUAUCUUCUAAUAACACUCACAAUUCAUGUUUGGGACCAUGUUGUCCAUAUAAAAGUUAAAGCUAUAUUACAAAAUAACAUGUUUUUGAUGUAUUUAAACUUCCCAGCAAGUGUUUACUUAGGGACUGUACUUUAUUUAUCAGGGGAGGGGGGUGUCUCGGAUUUAAUUUUUUUUUCUAUUUUCAAUCUUGACCCUCCCUGAAGCUACAAAUUAGAAUAGAGAAGAAUUAAGUAUUUGAACGCGGAAGCUAACCCCAGCCCCACAAUGAUGACGAACUGUCCCUUAGCUGCUGUGUACUUUUGUGGAAAAAUCUGUCAUAUAGAAAAAAUAUGCAUGACGAUUGAUGAUUUUUACAUGCAUUCCUGUCUUGUGACCACUGAUU
This is a messenger RNA of Plectropomus leopardus (leopard coralgrouper), 11502 nucleotides long. Its product is annotated as laminin subunit alpha-3-like. The record is from RefSeq and is a predicted model, not a curated record. Gene Ontology annotation, biological process: cell adhesion; animal organ morphogenesis; regulation of embryonic development. Gene Ontology annotation, molecular function: extracellular matrix structural constituent; signaling receptor binding. Lineage: Eukaryota; Metazoa; Chordata; Actinopteri; Perciformes; Serranidae. Gene Ontology annotation, cellular component: basement membrane.